Aspergillus calidoustus is the source of this 1671-nucleotide messenger RNA. The record is from the annotation of a GenBank genome assembly. NCBI's taxonomy places the organism in Eukaryota, Fungi, Ascomycota, Eurotiomycetes, Eurotiales, Aspergillaceae.
AAAGAGCAUCGUUGAUUCCCUACGAAGAGUUUUUCCUAAGGCCGUGGGAGAUAAACCGCCUCAGAAUCUCGAUUGACGGUACAACCACGGCAGUCCAGGCAAGGUGCGGCCUUGACAGCAUAUAUUUCUCACCUCAAUGCCUCGGAAUGCAUGUAUGGAAUGACGCGCAAGGUGAGAUGCUCCAUGGACGAGACUGGAACCUGUAAACGAUGUCAGGCUCGCAAUCUGGCAUGCUCAUACGUCCAUCGUGUGAGUGGGUUUGACCAUGGGACGACCACCUCGCCGACUCACCAGGACCCUGCUCCACCAGUUCCUGAUACAGGGGUCCUUUCGGCCCUCCAAUUAUCCAGCAGUAACUCUGGCCUUGAUAUUGGAACAGGCACUGCGUCCGAAAUUCUCCGAGAGGGAGAGCUGACUCAAACAUUGCUAUUACUUUAUUUUCAAAACUUCCAUGAUAUACAUUCUAUGUUUGACCAAACCAUCUUUUUGCGUCGAUUCGCUCUUGGCGACAUUCCCAAAGUCCUCCUAUUUGCCAUUAUGGCCUUGGGGAUUCGAUAUUCCCAUGCACCUUUCCAGAACCCCCAUCUGCGUCCUCACUGGGGCGAAUCACUUUACCAAGAAGCUCGACAGCUUCUGAAAGAGGAUUUCGACCAUCCAUCUCUUACCACAAUCCAGGUUUAUGUGCUGCUUGCUACCUAUAAUCUAACAUUUGGUGGUGCUCGAAAAGCCUGGAUGUUUCUAAGUUUUGCCCGUAGUUUUGUGGCAAUCCUCAGACUCGACAAGCCUGCUAGCGACUUGGACCCAGUCCAGGCGGAGCUCUGUCGCCGUCUGAUCGCAACUAUCAUUCUAAUGGAGAAUACCUUUCCACCAUAUCUGGACUUGCGCGGUCCCUGCCUCCUACCAGCCCUCUACCGCAGCUGCAAUCAGCAAUUUGCUCCCUUACAGCAGCAAUUAUCAGACUGGAAUACAAACCUCCACCCGUCCCUAGCGCUUACGCAAGCGAAUCUCGAAACUCACCAGCAAAAGUUUACUCUCCGCUCAUUCAUGUAUAUGCAUCUGCUAUAUGAGUACAUCUGGCAACUGAUCUUGUUCGACUCUCUGGACUGGACAGAAUCGACGUUAUCUGGCACUUCCGAUACGGGCAAUGGUGCUACUUUAUUGAUAUACAAGCACGCUUCGGCGACCGCCAGCAUCGUACAGCAAGUCUGGUUUCUCGCGCACCUCGACCUCCACAAUGCAUGUUUCGGGCAGAUGGUCAAGACCGCUCAGGUUAUUCUGACGCACUGGCUCCUCACGGCCACGGAUCCGCGGGUCAUAACCGGUAUUCAAAGUCAGCUGCUCGCUCUCCGCGAUUGCCUGACACGUGUUAAGGCUCAUUGCCGGCUCUUCAACUGGGUGUUCGACCAAGCCGAAUGGUUCCUCCGCGUCGUCAACCAGGCCGAUUUCAAGUUCUAUCAAGAUUCGCAAAGAUGGAAAUCCAUGUUAAAGUUUCAGGUCAUGUCACUGGGUACCAGCUAUGAGCGGCUGGAUUAUGAAACUGCGGGUCGUUCUAGCGGACUCGAAAGCUUAGCUGAUGCAGAAUCUCUCGAACAGCAUAGGAAGGAUCAGAUUCCAACUAUAUUGACGCCGAGCUAUAUUGCACAGAAACGUCUUAGGGCGCGUGAGUCUUAG